UCCUGCGAUCCCCAAUCCUUACCUUGGGGGAUCGCAGGACAAGGACAAGGUAAGGAUCGGGGGGGGUCACAGGACAAGGUAAGGAUCGGGGGGAUCGCAGGACAAGGUAAGGAUCGGGGGGGGUCACAGGACAAGGUAAGGAUCGGGGGAUCGCAGGACAAGGUAAGGAUCGGGGGAUAACAGGACAAGGUAAGGAUCGGGGGAUCGCAGGACAAGGUAAGGAUCGGGGGAUCACAGGACAAGGUAAGGAUCGG
Molecule: messenger RNA, 254 nt
Organism: Staurois parvus
Lineage: Eukaryota; Metazoa; Chordata; Amphibia; Anura; Ranidae
Source: the annotation of a GenBank genome assembly